AUGGCUGACGACCCACAGAGAAAUUUUCGUUCUGCUUAUUAUGAGAAAGUUGGCUUUAGAGGGGUCGAGGAGAAAAAGUCCCUGGAAAUUCUGCUCAAGGAUAACCCCCUUGACCUGGAAAAGCUGAGCACUUUUAGCCAGCGGUUUCCUCUUCCAUCCAUGUAUAGGGUCCACGUGUGGAAGGUUUUGUUAGGCAUCCUGCCACCCCACAGUGACUCCCAUAACUUGGUUGGAAGCUACAGAAAGGAGCAAUACCAAGACAUCCGGGAGGCACUGAAGGUGAUGAGAUUUAUCGAAUCCUCCACACCUUCAACCCAUGUGUACCUGCGUAUGUUCCAGCUUGAGAGCCAGGUGCUCCCGCGCUGCUCUGAAAUGUCACCACCGGAUGAAAAGAACGAGGACUUCUUAUCCAUCAGUCAAGCAAUGGAGGAGAUUGCAGAAAAUCCGGUUGACUGCUACUGGCUAAUUAAAAGUUUUAUCACCCAGUUCCACACCAAGUUUGGAGACUCAGUUCCGCAUCUUCCAAAGAGCCUGGAGCACUACCUCAGUCAGGAGGAGCCUGGGCUUCUGAGCCAUCUGAAGAACAAUGGUGCUUUGGCGCAACUCCCAUAUAACCUCUGGUUCAGGCACUGCUUUGCUGGCUGCUUGCCCGAGUCCAGUUUGCAGAGAGUCUGGGACAAGGUGAUCAGUGGCUCCUGCAAGAUCCUGGUGUUUGUUGCUUUGGAGAUACUUCUCAGCUACAAGAUUAUGUUGCUGGGUAUCAGCCGACCAGAGGGUGUUGUCAAGUUUCUGUGCAAUAUACCGCAGGAGAACACUGAUGCCAUCGUAACUAAAGCCAUUGAUCUUUGGCACAAAUAUUGUGGCACCCCAAUACAUGCCAUGUAA
Molecule: messenger RNA, 885 nt
Organism: Nerophis lumbriciformis (worm pipefish)
Lineage: Eukaryota; Metazoa; Chordata; Actinopteri; Syngnathiformes; Syngnathidae
Source: RefSeq, a predicted model, not a curated record